Molecule: messenger RNA, 1701 nt
Organism: Beta vulgaris subsp. vulgaris (sugar beet)
Lineage: Eukaryota; Viridiplantae; Streptophyta; Magnoliopsida; Caryophyllales; Amaranthaceae
Product: B3 domain-containing protein Os01g0905400
Exons: 7
Coding region: 206-1597 (463 amino acids)
Molecular function (GO): DNA binding
Source: RefSeq, a predicted model, not a curated record
AAAAUUUUAAAUAUCUUCAGCCUUCAAAAAAAAAACGACGCUGAAGAAUGGCCGUGAGCCCGUGAAGUAAGGAGAAACUGAACAGAAGUCACGCUUCAUACUCUUCAUCUCCUACCCACUACCACGCCCCCAAAUAUUCAGUUUCCAAGAAUGAAAAAUCUGAUCUUUUAUUCAAAGUCUGCAAUUGCAUUGCCUGGAUAACAAGAUGGAGGCAUGUGUUGAAUGCUCUCGUAGUUGUUUAGUACUGCAUAGAACCAAGCUCGAUCCGUACCCAAUCGUUUCCUCAUUCUUUAAAGUCAUGUUUGGCAACGAGUUCUCUGAAGUACUGAUUGUACCUCCACAAUUUGCCAACACUGUUAAAGCACUAGAAGGCCAAAGCACUUAUCUUGAGGAUUCAACUGGACAAAAAUGGAAAGUGGGCCUGUGUAAUGUAAACGGCUCUCUUGCCUUUCAAAAUGGAUGGCAUGAAUUCUCAGUGGAUCAUAGCAUUGAAGUGGGUGAUUUUCUGGUAUUCCAUCAUUUCAAGGGAUCACAUUUUCUUGUUGAAAUCUUUGGUAGAAGUGGGUGUGAGAAGCCUGUGCUUUUCGGUGGAAAGAACUAUCAGAAGACGCGAGAGAAACUUAGCAGAUCAGAUCCUGGUCCGCCUAAUAUUGUUGUCAAUCGAAAGAAGGAUCAUUUGCAGAAUGUGAAAAAUUCACCUGAGACAAAAAGAGUAUAUGUUCCUAGGGAAGACAUUUCCAAUAAACGGCCUAAAUUGGCUCCCACAACAGAUUUUCUUGUAGAGUCAUACUUUAUGACUAACAGAGACGUGUGUUUUACUAGAGAAGAUGAUAGAAGUGAUCUGUUUGAUCUGUCUGUUUUUGAGAUGCCUGAAAUGAAAGAAGAUGCUGGUAAAAGGAGUUAUGAAAUCUCAAGUGAAGCAGACCGGUCAACAAAGGAACGUGCAGAGAUUCUAAACAACACUGUUUCGACGGAUCCCAUGCCUUUGAACGUUAGCAUGCCAAUUAAGUCUAUUGCAUCGCCUCAAUCUGAGGUUUCCGCUCCAGCAAAUUCAUGUGGAAGAACGAAGAUAGGCAAGCAAGAACACAAUUCUGAUGAAAAUGUUUAUGUUAAUUCAGUAGCUGAUAAUCUUCUGUGCGCUAGUGCAAUCCUGUCUUCCAUUGAGAAGGAUCCCAAGCUUAGGAACGAAACUCUUGGUCGGCAUUCUACUUCUGUGGAAGAAGACAAAGGUCAGAAAGAUAUGACUGUGAAUCCAGAAACACCUGAUUUAUGUGUUUCUUCGUCUGCAGCAAGCUUCAAAAUAACAUAUCCAGAACAGAAACACAAUGAACCUUUCCUUGUGUUACCAAAGCCUUUACCUUUAAAUGUAUACAAACAAGGUGAAAAGUUGGGACAGAAUUUGGUAGUACUUCGAGAUCCAGGCGGAAGACUUUGGCCAGUUAUAUAUUAUUGGAAGGAAGGCCAUGCAGUUUUGGCAAAUGGGUGGAAAGAAUUUAGAAAGUCUAAUAACAUUCAACCUGGUGAUGAGUGUACUUUUGUUGCUGAAAAUAUUGAUAAAGGUAUAGUCCAAGUACAAAUUUUUCAGAGGGAUCGUUGAACUUCUAUAAGGUGAAGUUGAUUUGUAGUUAUUCUAGAGUUCUCACUUCUCAGGAACUGAAUUUAGGAUUCUUGAAUCAAACUCUGCAGCAUGUUCCAAUUUUA